This is a messenger RNA of Echinostoma caproni, 342 nucleotides long. NCBI's taxonomy places the organism in Eukaryota, Metazoa, Platyhelminthes, Trematoda, Plagiorchiida, Echinostomatidae. The record is from the annotation of a GenBank genome assembly.
AUGCCGGUUGGAGAAAGUCGUAUGCAUCCACAGUGGAAAGCAUUCAGUCCACUGAGUUUGUCCACACUACAACAGUUGGGAGAGGAUCGACUAAAACGAGGAAGUGUUAUUCCCAGAAUUUUUGAUGCAAUCGAGUUUGCCGUGGUUCAAGAACAACCUGAUGCACUUAUGAGCGUUAUCCACAGCGAAGAUGGAUCUCACAUUGUAAUCAAACUUUCGCUCAUCAUCCCUAUAGUUCUGUUAAAUGCUGCGGGUGUCUUGUACAGCGAGCGCUUGGUCCAUGAUCAGAAACAUGAUGGAUCGGCCGCCAAUGGUGGAAAAUUGACCGGCACACACAAAUGA